AUGAGACUGUCCGACAUAUCAAUAGAUAGCGGAAGGAUUUUUGAAACACACUUCAGAUUCCCAAGAGACAUAUGCCUCACGAUGGUGUUUUCCUUGCUAAUCACGAUGGUGAAGAAUCUGAUAGUUCUCCCCACAGCAUCGGCCUUGAUCAAAAGACUUGGUCUGGAGAAAGAUCUUGGGUCUGAGAAGAAAAAAAAGUUCUGCAUUUCUCUUUGGAAGGCCAUGUUCUACUCAUUCACAUCUGUCUAUGGAUACUUCGUAAUAAGGAGCGAGCCCCGGGCCUACACUGCAAAGAAUCUCAUGGAUACGUGGGGAGUUCACGGCGCUCCUUCAAAGGUUUUGUUCUUCUAUCAUCUGGAGUUUUCAUACUACUUUGUUGAGCUGUUCUAUCUAUUUAGUGAGCAUGCGUACAAAGACUUCCUGCAGAUGGUGACCCACCACAUUGUAACCAUGCUGCUCCUAUUCUUGUCCUACCACAACGACUUGUUGCGUGCUGGCGUGGCUAUUAUAGUCAUCCACGACAUAUCCGAUCCGUUUCUGGAGAUUGGCAAGCUUACAAACUACAUCCAUGACAAGUCCUUGGCAACGAGCAUAUUCACGUGCUUUGCGGGGAUUUUCAUUGCUUCCAGGCUCGGGAUAUAUGCAUUCCUUCUUUCUCUUCCAAUAGUCGUCUCCAUGUGGGAGCACGGGUUCAGUCCAUCUCUAUUCCUCAUUGCCAUGCUAUUGCAGGGUCUACAGGCAAUGCAUAUCGUGUGGUCCUUGAUGAUUGUGAGGAUGGCAAGAAAGGUUAUCCAUGAGACAGAGUUAGAAGAUAUCAGGUCGAUCAAGACAGAGACCUCCCCUAGCCAACUCAGGUGUAAAUGA
This is a messenger RNA of Encephalitozoon cuniculi GB-M1, 864 nucleotides long. Its product is annotated as sphingosine N-acyltransferase LAG1. The record is from RefSeq and is marked provisional. Gene Ontology annotation, biological process: ceramide biosynthetic process. Lineage: Eukaryota; Fungi; Microsporidia; Unikaryonidae. Gene Ontology annotation, cellular component: membrane; endoplasmic reticulum. The coding region runs from base 1 to 864 and encodes 287 amino acids. The transcript has a single exon. Gene Ontology annotation, molecular function: sphingosine N-acyltransferase activity.